CACUCACAACUUGAUUCCACUUUUCACUUUGCACAAUGUUUGGAAAUCAAAUGUUUUCGAGAACAUGUAGUUCAAGACCCGCUGUUGCAAUUUAUCAAAAUUUAUUCGCGUCGAAACCUUCUAUCAGAAACAGGAUUAAGGUAGAAAACUUCAAAUCGUAUGAGAUUCUUGGAAAGAUCAAGCAGUUCAUAUUUCGAGAACACGGUGGUGAAAAAGGUUUGGGUCCCAUUCCCCACAUUGACGAGAGUGCUAAAGAGGGGACAUACAAAAAUCCGGAAUACUUCUCCUAUCACAACUACACUUAUUAUGAUUUCAUAAUAUCACACAAUUGUUGCCAAUUGCCACAAUCCAGUGCUAUCCCGGGAGCAGAGCAAACUGAUCAACCAAAAUGCCCGAAAACUAAGUACAAGGAGGACAUUGAGUCUGCAGUAAUAUGCCCACCACCGAGCUGCACCCCAGUUUGUGUGAUGCUGGAAGCGCCCGGACAGGGCACGGUUACACCUGUCGAUUGCCGAAACGAUGAAAGUGAAAAUGAAAACCAGAAGGUGGAAACGCGUUCAUCUAUUGAGCAGCCGAAAACAUGCAAUGGGGAAAGUCCCAGUUCAGAUUCUGCUCAGGUGUUGCCAGUGGCCGAGAAAGAUACCCCGAAAUAA
Molecule: messenger RNA, 653 nt
Organism: Topomyia yanbarensis
Lineage: Eukaryota; Metazoa; Arthropoda; Insecta; Diptera; Culicidae
Exons: 3
Coding region: 36-653 (205 amino acids)
Cellular component (GO): mitochondrion
Source: RefSeq, a predicted model, not a curated record